UUUGCAAAAACCAUGGCCUCCAGGGGUAGGUUGGGGCCAUAAUAGGGACUACGGUUUUACAUGCAAAUAUAUAUGGAAAGUCUUCUGAUAUGGACCAAAGUGACUCAGGUGAGCGAUGUGGCCCAUGGGCCUCUUGUUUUUAUAUUAAUAUAAAUAGAUACUAGUAUAGAUUAUACAUGACAGUGUAAUUUAAACGCUUUCCAUGGCAUCUGGUCUUCAUUAGAACAGCAUUUUAAAUACCUUUGGAAUAAUAAUAUUAAAAAUCUGCGAUGCGUUUAUUGCAUUCUUGGUGGUUUUAAAUUUUACCGUAACUCUAAGUUCGGUAACAUUUUUAAUGAUAUGUAGUAAAUCGCCAUAGUCCUAUGAAGCAGAUAGACCCUUUAGAUACAUAUACCACUUAAUCACUUGACUGUUAAAUGUUUGUUAUGCACAAAAUUAUGAAAUAUGAUAAAUGAGACAUUACUGGAUAUUUAAUAAACCACACUAGUAUAAUCACCAUGAACCAAAAAAUCAGUCUAUCGAAUCUCCUUUAAAUUUCAAUUCAAAUUUCAAUUCCUUAUCGUUUCGUCGAUCAAGGCGUCUACUUUAACAACUGUUAAAAGCAGAAAAUAAAAGAGAUCCAUUGAAACCAUUGAGCUGUCAAAACAGUGUUUUUAAACAUACAAUUUAAGUCUAAGCGUAUCUGGUAUCUUCUGUGAGAUUUUCAAUAUAAGGAAUUGAAAAAGAAAGGAAUUGUGCAGAAAGAAGAAAAUUUGCACUUUCCAUGGCGGAGUUUAGCGCCACAUUUUCCUUUUUUCAAACAGAAGAAGACUUGGUUAGGUCUCCGGAAUCGUUAUUGAACAGCAGAGAAAGCAGAAAACAGACUUCACUAGCAGGUGGGUACAAAGACGGAGAUCUAGGUCGGGGAAGGAAGAGGGAACUUCAUCAUAAAAAUCCUCUUGGAACAGAAGAGAGAGGAAGCAGCGAUUUCAUCCGAAGUGCAACGUUCAUAAAUACAAACUCCAAACAGGAAGACGCAAAGGAAGACAACGUUACCAGUAAAAAGCAGUUCUUACUAGACGAUUCUCAACUUUCCAAAUUAUCAGUAUCCAAAUCGACUGGAUCUACAACCCCCAAAAUCAUCAGUGACGUUUACCUACAAUACAAAACAGAAGUAGAGGGUCUCUUCGUCUUUAACAGUGACUUUCGCCACAUCCCGGAAGAAUAUCAUCGGAAGCCCCACCCUCAUUUAGCUGGAGACGAUGAAUGGACAGACACGGAGUUUCCACUUAAUGAUAGUUUACCUCCAGGGACCACCUGGGUUAAAGCUGAAGCGUUAACAGAGAAACCCGGGUUAUUUCAAACAGACUUACGUUUUUGUACCGUACUUGGAGGUUAUUUUGAUACGUCAAAGUUCUUACUAACUUUCCUAACUGUAAUGGAGAGCCACGAAAUAUUUUCAAAGGUUGUUCAGCCUACUUGUCCUCCUGCAGAAAAGAAGACAUAUGAUCGAGUUGUUCAUUUCCGGUUCUGGUAUUUUGGGCAGUGGGUAGAUGUAUAUGUAGAUGAUGCUAUUCCUCUUCAGGAACAAUGUUUGGUGAUGACGUCACAUUCUACUCCUUUCAAAAACGACAUUGGAAUCACACUGGCUGAAAAGGCUUACGCUAAAUUUACGGGGAGUUACAAGGACAUGGAGGGAAAGGAGUUUGAUGAGUUCUUCCAUGGACUGACAGGAGGUUAUGCAGUUCAGUAUAAAUUUAGAUAUCCAAUCCAGGGGACAGAAGCGGUUUAUAACAAACUCCGAGAUGCCCUUGACAUUGGAGCGUUUGUCUUUUGCUGUGUUAAGAGUACAGAGUCGUACUUUUUUGGAUUAGGGGAGAAUCGGGCGUUUUCUAUCAUUGGGACUCUUGAGAUUACAACUUAUUUGAAUGAAGAUGUUUACCUGCUUAAGCUGAGAAACAUUUGGGGUGAUUUUGAGUGGACAGGUCCCUGGAGUCAUGGGAGCUCUGAGUGGGGUGGCUGUCCGUUUGAUGUCUACAAUAACACCAAUAGCUAUGAAGACUGUUUCUUCUACAUGGAUGUGAAAGAUUUCCUACAAUAUUUUGACGGGUUCACUAUUGGCAGUUUAAUUCCAGAUUUUGCUUUUGUCGGAACAAAUAAAAUGGAUUACCGCGCCAAUAUCUACGGAGAAUGGCGGGGGCCUACAGCAGCCUCGUUCACAAAUCACCUCCAAAACCCCAAAAUACAAUUCACUGUAUCCAGCAAAGAAAACCACGGGGAACAUUUUUGUGACGUGGGUAUCAUUUUGACCCAAAAGAUUGUACACAAGGAGCAACCAUACGGAAUUCACUGCAGCUUGUUGAAGGUGGUAGAUACAACAGAUGAAACAUACGUUGUGAAGUAUAUGGGACAGAAAAUGGAUUAUUUUACACAAGAACAAGUUGCAAUUCGACAAAAUCUCUGUCCGGGAUUAUAUAUUUUAGUGCCGUCAACCGAAAACAGCGGACAAGAGAGACAGUUUCUCAUCAGGGUGUUCAGCGACAAGGCUUUACAUCAUAUUGGGUUACUCCCGCCGAGCAGACGACUGAUUCUGUGUGGAGAAGAGGGACUGUAUCAGGAGAAAGACCUUGAAUAAUACGCGUUAUGUAAACAACAUAGUGCAUGCUUUAAUUUAGGUAUUAUUUAUAAAUAAAAUUUAUCUAUUAAUACAAUUUGCAGCACAGAAUGUCUCAGAGAUAAAUGUCACUGACAGUACAUGACCUUUGACCUACUCCAGAAUAUGCUAAUACGUAUCUACAAAGGAAUGGAUCACAAAUUUGAUUUCAAUGACAUUGGGGUUCAUCAAACCAUUAAACGAGAGCAAGGUUGUCGGAAAAUAACCUAACUAGCCAGGAGGCGUGGCUCUACUUAUAAAAUUCCAAUGCCAUUUAGUAAAAAAAAAAAUCAGAAUCAAAUGAAAGGUUUUGUCAUGAGCAAUGUUUAAGUGAAAUAAUUAAGUCCUACUCCAUUGGUUCAAAAGAUAUACAUGUAGCCAAGGUGAAAAUGUUUUGAUCAGCAGGUCAAAGUCCAAGGCCACCAUGUCAAAAGUCUCGACACCAAAUGAAAUAUCUUGUAAUGAGUAAUCUAUAAGUGAACGAUCAAAAUCUCUAUCCCUCUCGGUUCAAAAGAUACAGCCAAGGUUAAAGUUUUGGACCAAUAUGUCAAAGUCCAAGGUCAUCAUGUCAAAAGUUUUGAUACUAAAUGAAAGGCUUAACCAUGAGGAAUCUACAUGUAUAAGGGAAAUAUCAAAGUCUUAUUACCCUUGGUUCAAAAGAUAUAGUCCAGUGGUUUUAAAAAUCCCCUUAAAAUGUGAUACUGACGCGGACAUGAUGUCAUGACAAGAGCUCUCCAGAUAUUCGUCAUAGCGAGCUAAAAAGUGUUUAUUUAUGAAAAUUAUUGGUGCUAAUAAAAUAUUUACAAGUUUUUUUGUAAGUAUUAUAAACGAGUACGUACAUAUUGCGUCCUCGUUGCAUAACCAAAUGACCAUCCACCUUUCUGCCUUAUCAAUUUAAAAACUUACUUUACGUCGAUGUAAUUUAUCCGUAUCUGUUAUGACAGCAGUGAACAGCGUACAGCCCAUUUGAAUGAGUAACGAUUUUUAAAUAACCACAGAAACAGAAACAAUCUACCUGGUUUAUUAUUUAAACUGAAAUCAUGUCUUGAAUGCAUCGUGACUUUGUUACAUAUUCAAUAAAAAGAUUGUUGUACAA
This is a messenger RNA of Ostrea edulis (European flat oyster), 3728 nucleotides long. Its product is annotated as calpain-1 catalytic subunit-like. Gene Ontology annotation, biological process: proteolysis. NCBI's taxonomy places the organism in Eukaryota, Metazoa, Mollusca, Bivalvia, Ostreida, Ostreidae. Gene Ontology annotation, molecular function: calcium-dependent cysteine-type endopeptidase activity. Gene Ontology annotation, cellular component: cytoplasm. The coding region runs from base 764 to 2614 and encodes 616 amino acids. The record is from RefSeq and is a predicted model, not a curated record. The transcript is spliced from 10 exons.